UCCGGGUCAGAGGUCCCACGGCCCGGCGUUUCGUGAGCGAUGGUCCAGCUCCGGCCUCGCGCGUCCCGGGUGCCCGCGACGGCGGGGGCGAUGGUGGACGAAGACCCGCCGUCCUCGGAGGAGGAGGAGGAGGCCGAGCACGGCCUGCUGCUCGGGCAGCCCAGCAGCGGCGCGGCCGCGGAGCCGCUGGAAGAAGACGGGGACGAGUCUGACGACGAGGCCCCCGAGGAGCUGACGUUCGCCAGCGCCCAGGCGGAGGCGCGGGCGUCGGAGCGGCGAGUGCGCGAGACCGUGCUGAGGGACAAAACGCUCCAGAAGGAGAAGAGGAAGCGACGCGAGGAGCUGUUCAUCGAACAGAAGAAAAGAAAACUCCUUCCAGACACUGUUCUAGAGCAGUUAACAUCUUCAGAGCCUGACAUCAAGAAGUCACCAGGAAAGUCGAAAGAAGGUAAUUUGGAAAAGAAAACUGAAGGCUGUAAAAAAGGAAGCAAUGCCAAGAAAGUUAAAGUACAAAAAGUACGGUCUCUCAGCCAGACUAAGAGCUACGUGGCACUGAGGCUAAAAGACCAAGAUCUGAAAGAUUCAAGGCAACAAGCAGCCCAAGCCUUCAUACAGAAUUCUCUGUAUGGUCCAGGAACCAACAGAACUACUGUAAAUAAGUUCCUGUCACUGAACAACAAGAGGUUACCAGUGAAAAAGGCUGCAGCUCAGUUUCUGAAUAAUUCUUGGGGAACCCAGAAAAAACAAAAUGCCAAGAGGUUCAAACAACGGUGGAUGGUCAAAAAGAUGAAAACUUCUAAAUAAAUCUAAGCUAAAGCUAAAUGAACAAUCUGUAGUCUGUAUGUUUAAAAGUUAAUAGUGAUAAUAAAAACCAUGAACUGGG
Molecule: messenger RNA, 883 nt
Organism: Dipodomys spectabilis (banner-tailed kangaroo rat)
Lineage: Eukaryota; Metazoa; Chordata; Mammalia; Rodentia; Heteromyidae
Gene: Nol7
Product: nucleolar protein 7
Exons: 8
Coding region: 40-804 (254 amino acids)
Cellular component (GO): nucleus
Molecular function (GO): RNA binding
Source: RefSeq, a predicted model, not a curated record